UCCUUCUUUCUCUAUAAAAACAGGAAGGGAAAACGGGCUGUCUGCUUCAUACAGUCUCCUGCAUGAACCUCGCUCUCUGCAACUCUUUUAAAUAUGGACAUAUUCUUCUUCUUCGACCUGAUUCUCAGGAGACAAAAAUAGGCUUGCUGACGAAGUUUUAAAAAUUGCAGUCAGAAAAACAAACGCUGGAUAAAAGAGAAUAAGACUCUAACGGCUGCUUUCUCUGUGACCCUGCUUCUGCAGAUGAUCCACUGACCCCGGGCAGAGCAAAGGAACGGAUUGUACUCCCACAGGUGGCAUGCUCCUUCCUCCAGGGGACACGAGGGACCAGCCACACAACAGGUGGGACUAUCAGCUGACCUGAUACCAAAGGUUGGACAAGCAUCACUCAGGCCCUCUGGUGUAUAGUGUCCCUCGCCUCACACUCUUGCCAUGAGACAAGGGUGACCGACUUCUUCACUGACAGUGAAACAGACUUCCGGUUUGAUGAUGCCCUCAAUCACAGCAGCAGAGCCAGGAUAGGGACACAGAAACAACAUCUGAAGCGUAAACCAUGAAGCUCAGUGAAAAGGACCCAGCAGAAAACAAAGCAAUCACGCCCAAGAGGAACACAGUGGCUUGGUCCUGCUCACUACUGGCAGCUUCGCUGGUGGGCGCCUUUGGCUCCUCCUUCCUGUAUGGAUACAACCUUUCCGUGGUGAACGCCCCCACCCUGUACAUCAAGGCCUUUUACAAUGAAACAUGGGAAAGAAGGCACGGACAUCCAAUAGACCCGGAUACUCUGACCCUGCUCUGGUCUGUGACUGUGUCCAUAUUUGCCAUUGGUGGACUGGUGGGGACACUGAUGGUGAAGAUGAUUGGAAAGAUUCUUGGGAGGAAGCACAUGCUGCUGGUCAACAAUGGCUUCGCGAUUUCCGCUGCAUUGCUGAUGGCCUGUUCUCUCCAGGCAGGUGCCUUUGAAAUGCUCAUCGUGGGACGCUUCAUCAUGGGCGUGGACGGAGGCAUCGCCCUCAGUGUGCUCCCCAUGUACCUCAACGAGAUCUCGCCCAAGGAGAUCCGUGGCUCCCUGGGGCAGGUGACUGCCAUCUUCAUCUGCGUGGGUGUGUUUGCAGGGCAGCUGCUGGGGCUGCCAGAGCUGCUGGGAAAGGAGAGCACCUGGCCAUACCUGUUUGGGAUGAUCAUGGUCCCUGCCCUCAUCCAGCUAGUGAGCCUUCCCUUUCUCCCCGACAGCCCACAAUACCUGCUCUUUGAGAAACAUGAUGAGGCGGGAGCUGUGAAAGCCUUUCAGAAGUUCCUGGGCAAAGCAGAUGUCUCCCGAGUGAUGGAGGAGGUCCUGGCUGAGAGCCGUGUGCAGAGGAACAUCCACCUGGUGUCCGUCCUGGAGCUGCUGAGGGCUCCCUUCGUCCGCUGCCAGGUCAUCACUGUGGUCAUCACCAUGGCCUGCUACCAGCUCUGCGGCCUCAAUGCAAUCUGGUUCUACACCAACAGCAUCUUUGAAAAAGCCGGGAUCCCACCAAGAAACAUCCCCUACAUCACCCUGAGCACAGGCGGCAUCGAGAUACUGGCUGCUGUCAUCUCUGGCCUGGUCAUCGAGCGCCUGGGGCGGAGACCCCUCCUCAUUGGUGGCUUCGGGCUGAUGACCCUCUUCUUUGGGAUCCUCACUAUCACCCUGAAACUUCAGGACCGCGCCCCCUGGGUCCCCUACCUCAGCAUCGUGUGCAUCCUGGCCAUCAUUGCCUCCUUCUGCAGCGGCCCAGGUGGCAUCCCCUUCAUCCUGACUGGUGAGUUAUUCCAGCAAUCGCAGCGGCCGGCUGCCUUCACCAUCGCGGGCACCGUCAACUGGCUCUCCAACUUCGCGGUGGGGCUCCUCUUCCCAUUCAUCCAGAGAAGUCUGGACACCUACUGCUUCCUCGUCUUUGCUGCAAUAUGCUUUACAGGUGCUGUCUACCUCUAUUUUGUCCUGCCGGAGACCAAAAACAGAACCCACGCAGAAAUCAGCCAGGCGUUUGCCAAGAGGAACAAGGCAUACCCCCCAGAGGAGAAAGCUGACUCAGCCAGCGCCGACGAGACAGGGAACCAAAAGCCAGAGCCAGAUUCCCCCUCCUCCACAUUGAACAACUGUGCCAAAAACAGGGUUGUUUAAAAGGAUGGUCACACCGGUUCAGAGAACCAAAGGCUUCUCCAUGCUGGAAGGUGCACACUGACUCAAACCACACAAGUCCUGAUCAUUAGGUAUUUCCUAGCGAGCUGGUUCUCACCUAACUAAAUACCUGGCUCCUCAUUCGACUUAGCCACAUUCUUUGGGAAGUUGGAAAAGAAUCACCCUGUGUUUCAGUGACCCAAUAUUCUUCUGCAGAGCUCGAUGACCCACCUUCUCUGUGACCCAACCAACAGUUUCAACACAUAGUUGGAUGGGGGGCUGGAGGUUUAGCUCAGCGGCAUAAGCACCUGCCUUGCAAGCAGGCAGUCGUGAGUUCGAUCCCAGGUACCAAUAAAAAGGAAAAAGACAAAAAAAAUAAAAUAAAAUAAUUGGAUGAAUACUAUUGGAAAAGUAGACAAUCUGACCUGACAGAAGGCUCAAUGGAUUGGAAAUCAUGCACUAAGGUUCCAGUCCCAGCUUCCCUGUCAGUAAUCUCUCCCUGCAUCCUGGAGCCUCAGACCCUGGACUGUGAUCUUGGACAAAGGCUCUCAGAGUUCGGUGGGAAGAGACUCUGUGCCUCCUAAUAAAUGCCUCUGCCCAUCUUUGGCUCUGCCUUAUGGGUGCUGGGCUGAAGAGCACCAUCCUGCUGCUUCUGCUUUUCCUGGCUGUGUGACAGAGGAUAUAAAGAAGAUUGAUGUGCAUAAGAUCUAGCUAGGUGGCUGGAGGAAAGAGCUCUCUCUUUAAGUAGAGACUAUGAGUUGAAUUCCACUCAACUGAGACAUGUGUUGAGAAUGGCACUGAGAAUAAGCCUAGGCUUGAUGGGAAGGAGCCUGUAAUCGAUUGAUGAUGUCUGCCUCUGGUGAAGGAGCCAGUGGGUCCACGCAGGCACUCACAUCUGCCGGGUCUUGCAGGGGUUUAGCUAUAGGUGUAAUAAGCAGUCUUGGAAGGAGUGAGCUCACCAUCACUCAGAGUGCUCAAACAAGGCUGAGUGGUGAUUUGUCUAAGUGCCAUUUGUCGAGGAAGAUGUUUGGAGUGCCCGUGUCCAAGGAAACGUCCAACCCUUCCAUGCUAGGGUUGCUAGGUCAGAAGUUGCUGUGGUCAUGAACAGAUUAUGGCUUGGUGGAUCCGAUACACUGCCUCCAAAUCCACACCACUGCAAAGGACAACUUUCCCAUAAAUGACCAUGCACUUGAAUCAGCACCACUGUGUUUAAAUUAUCUGUCACAGAAGAGGUGGGGCCAGAGAGGAAAGGCUCUAUCCUGGCCACACACCUUGGGAGCUGUCUAUUUCCAGUGAUCACUCUUGACCAAGGUGGCCUUGGGCAGACCUGAGCUCUGAUUUUCCUUCUGUACUGACCACUUUCACCUCUCCUGUCCCUGAUUGGCAACGGAACACACUGUGCCAUCCGGCUGUGGUUGGACUGGAUAAUUUGAACAGUGUAUGUCGAUAUAAGAGAAAGUGAACUAUAAGCCCAAACCUGUCCAAAAUCAGAAGAAAAGCCAAAUAAAGUAUAAACUAGAAA
Cavia porcellus (domestic guinea pig) is the source of this 3662-nucleotide messenger RNA. It is a transcript of the gene Slc2a9, whose product is annotated as solute carrier family 2 member 9. The record is from RefSeq and is a predicted model, not a curated record. Gene Ontology annotation, molecular function: hexose transmembrane transporter activity. NCBI's taxonomy places the organism in Eukaryota, Metazoa, Chordata, Mammalia, Rodentia, Caviidae. The coding region runs from base 554 to 2143 and encodes 529 amino acids. Gene Ontology annotation, cellular component: plasma membrane. Gene Ontology annotation, biological process: monosaccharide transmembrane transport. The transcript is spliced from 14 exons.